GGCAGUAUUGCCCUGCGCUCGGUCCCUUUCAGUGAGCCAUUCGUCACGGUCAGAGCCGCUAUCUGGGCGGGGAGAAAGAAUCCCAGCCAACACUCGCCAGAGAACACACAGAGAGAAGCUGCAAUUCAAAGCUGAGGACGCAUACGGGGGAAUAUUUAGAAAGAACAGAAGACAUAAGCAACGUAAUUAAGGCAACCCUAGUUUUUUCCUCCGGGAUUCAACCAACUCAUACGGUUUAUUGUAGGUUCAAGCUCCGGUGUGACGAUUUUACCAGUUUAACUUCUGUGUUUUGGAGAGAGGAGACACAUUUCUGCUUCAUUCGUGGCUUGUAAACGGAAUGAAUGACCAAGACAAAGGUUGACACCGGUUCCCCGACGCAUUUUGUCUCGAGGCAAAAGCAGAAAAUGGAGAGCUGCACCGGCGCACUAGCGCAGCCCGAGCAGCAGCCGCCCGAACAACCGUUACAUGUCAACGACAAAAAGAAAACACACAGGGCACCGUCUCCUGCCAGACCAAAAGAUGUGCCCGGAUGGUCCCUCACUAAAAUCCGCGGAGGUAUCGGCACGCCGACGCUGAGCGUUAAACCGGGAGCCAUACAUUUAGGCGGCGGCCGCGUGUCCAGACGCAGUCCGGUUGCCGUGAAAGAAGCGAAAGCAGAGAAGAGUAGUAAACCAACCGGCAAAUCGGCGGCGGGUGCGCAGAAGACCGGCGCAAAGUCUAAUAACAGCAGUCGGAGAAAAGUUUCGGACGCCAGCAUCGGAUCGGAUGAUUUGAGCAAAGACUCCGGCUGCGCUCCGGGGAAACUCUCACCCACGGACAGCAGCUCGGAGCUCUCGGAUUGCGCCUCGGAGGAAAACAAAGUCUCCACAGACGCACUGAGCAGUGACACUGAGACCAGCAGCCGUGGCGGGAUUGAGGGGGACAAAGCGGGAGCAGAACAUGGACUAUCCAACAAGCGCGCUCGAGCCAAGACCAGCGUGGAGAAGGACCGGCUCUCGCUGGGAAUGGAGACCGGAGAGGGCAGCAUCUCUCCCGGCGACGAGCGCUCGCUCACCUCGUUCGAUAGCAGGAUGCCUGCCAGCACUUCCUUGGCGUUUUCAGACCUGACUGAGGAGUUAAUGGACGGGAUGCAUGAGGAAUUAGUCAGGGAAAUUGAAGAACUAAGAUCGGAGAAUGAUUAUUUAAAGGACGAAAUGGAGGAGCUCCGGUCUGAGAUGCUGGAGAUGAGAGACAUGUAUAUGGAGGAGGAUGUUUAUCAGCUUCAGGAGCUCAGACAGCAGCUGGAUCAGGCAAACAAGAACUGCCGCAUCCUGCAGUACCGCCUUAAGAAGGCAGAGAGACGCAGCAUCCGUGUGGCUCAGACCGGACAGGUGGACGGAGAGCUUAUUCGCACACUGGAGCAAGACGUCAAGGUGGCUAAGGACGUGUCCAUCCGUGUCCACAAUGAGCUUGAUGCUGUGGAGAAGAAGAGAUCUCGUCUGGAGCAGGAGAAUGAGGAGUUGAGGGUGAGGCUACAGGAUCUGGAGGUGGCCAAACAGGUCCUGCAGGUAGAGAUGGAGAAGACCAGAGAGAACGCUUUGAAGAAGAGGGCUGCAAGGCCAAACAAUAAACCUGAUAAAAAAGCAUCACCUCAGCCUCCAGAGGACAGUUCCGACCUAAAAUGCCAGCUCCAUUUCGCCAAGGAGGAGUCAGCCCUCAUGUGCAAGAAGCUCACCAAAAUGGUGAAAGACAAUGAGGCCAUGAGGGAGGAACUGGUGAAGUAUCGCUCUGUCUAUGGUGAUGUUGAUGCCUCUUUGACUGUCGAAGAUGUUGCUGACUCUCCUCACACUCGUGAGGCAGAAGUCAAAGUUCACCUAAAACUAGUGGAAGAAGAGGCAAACCUUCUGAGCCGACGAAUUGUGGAGCUAGAGGUGGAGAACCGUGGACUUCGUGCCGAAAUGGAUGAUAUGAAGAUCCAGGAAUCCCCAGGUGGGGUUGGCAUCCCAGGAGGAGUUGGAGGUCAUCUUCUGCUUUCCUCAUCAAAUGAGAAUGUGAUGGAGCUACAGCGCCAUCUACAGUUUGUGGAAGAAGAGGCAGAGCUGUUGCGGCGAUCGCUGAUUGAAAUGGAAGAGCAGAACAAGCUCUUGAUGAACGAGCUCAAUCACUACAAAUCCGAGCUUCCCGCUGUCACUGAGAUUGAGCCAACCGCAACCAUUACGCCACCCACAAUCAUUUAUGGAGCUUCUGAAGAUGGAGGAUCUGGUCCAAAUGAAGCUGCCUAUAAAGAAUUGCUGGCUGCCAGGCUGCAGAUUGCAGAGCUGAAUGGAAAGGUAAAGAAGCUCCAGUAUGAGAAUCGAGUGCUUCUCUCCAACCUCCAACGGUGUGACUUGGCCUCCAACCAGGGCUCUGAACGUCCAGCACUUGAGACUGAUGCUGAAGCAGGGGACUCAGCUGAGUGCGUCCCCAGCCAAACGCAUCGCGAGGGGCCGGUUGGGGAUGAGCGAAUCAAUAUUUUUGGGGAGAAGAAUCAGAAAGUUUCAGGAACAAGACAUAUUCAUAAUUCUCAGUGCCUCAGCAUUAAGGAUCUUCUCGCAAUCCGCGACCAGGCUCAACUCGUUUCCUCAGCCAUUCAGCUUCUUACGUCACCCGACUCCACCUGCCUCUCAGCAGAUGUCAUCUAUCACAAAAUCACAGCCAAUGAGUCUGCAGAACCAGUUCUUUUGGAGAAGAUCCAGACACAGGGCUCCACGCUACCUUUGGUGGAGGCCCUUCAUGGGAGACUGCAGUCCCUUCAGGCUCAGCUGCAGGCCCUCAGUGAGAGGGUGGAUGCUCUGGGGCAGUCUCCCGAGAGGGAGCAUGUGGAAGGGUUGUCCCAGUUGCUCCUGCUUUCCGAGUGUGGGGACCCUGCAGUAAAUUGUUCAUGCCCUGCAGAUGCUCAGGUUGACCAGAUCACAGUCCAUCAAAAGCCUGACUCUAGAGACCAGCCAGACUGUGAGAUCAAAGUUCACCCAUGCAAGGCAGAGAAGGAGAGCAGCAGCCACAAAGACAGCAACAAAGAUGAAGAGCCUGACUUGAAGGAAACAAACGCUGAUCUGCUGUCAGAGCAGGUUGGUGAGCUGCACGCUCUGUUGUCAGAAGCGAGAGAGAAAGCUCAGGGAGCACAGGAAGCACUGUCACAGGAGAGACAUGCACGCCACACUGACACGCAUAAACUCUCUCAGCUUCAUGAAGAGCAUCAGAAGGCCCUCCUCCGUCGAGACUUCCAGCUGCAAAGUCUGAGUCUACAGACGCGUCUACAACAGAAGCUGUGGAGUCAGGAGAGGAACCUGCUGGUGCAGGAGUCACAGCAGCUCAAAGAGAGUCUGCUGCUCAUCAGCCUCAAACUGCGCUGGCUCCUGAAACAGUGGAGAAUCGGCAAGAAACUAGACAUAGAGGGCAAAGAUAUACUGGAGGUAAACAGUGUCAAGGAUCUCCGUAUUUUGCUUGAGGAAGAUGGACUUUCUUCUCAAUAUGGAGACAACAAGAUGUCGGCUGCUGAGGAGCAACCACCCAAAGAGUACACCAUCACAGAGAAAAGCUGCACACAGCAGCCUAGCGGUUUUGGCAGUACUCUGUCGGACCUGAAGGUGGCGUUACAGGAUCUUAGCGCCGAGCUGCGUGAGGAGCAACAAAGUUCACAGGAGCUAACGCAGCAGUUUGCCCGUGCUAAAGCAUCAUGGGAAGUUGAGCGGAUGGAACUCAAGAGCAUCAUCAUUCAGCUGGAGGGGAAAGUGGGGAAAGCUUCUGUGACUGGGGGUGAAAAGGAUUCUCCAGAUCUCAAGGGGGCGCUGAAAAAGGAGCGAGAGGAGCAUCAACACCUGCUGGCAGACUCUUACGCUGCCGUGAUGGACCUCACCAAACAGCUGCAGAUUAGUGAGAGGAACCGGAGUCGAGAGAGACUAGAGCUUCUGGAGCACUUCAACCAGGAAAGAAGCCAAUGGGAACAGCAUUUAAGAGAUGCCCAGAGCAAAAGCACACAGGCUCUUUAUGAUAAAACCUCAGAGAAGGAAACAUCAGCGGAUACAGCCACCAACAGCUUUGCCUUACAAAGGACCAAGUCAGUUUCCGCCCUCUCUGAAUUUAAGAGUCUACUGGACACCAGUCUCUUCCUUCCUGAACACAAUGUAAACGGUGUACAAGAUGGAAAUGUUGGGCAGCACCAAUCCACUGCCCAUUUGUCCCUGCUGGCUCACACUGAUCUGAGUGACCUUAACGAGAAGAAUUGGAAGUACCUUACCAGCGAUUAUGCCAUAUUUGAGAAGGGCGACCAAUUUAAGACAUGGGACUGCCCGAGAACCAACUCCAACAGCAGCUUCCCAGGACUGGAGCUGAGCAAGGAGUACAUCCAAAGAAGCUACACCGCUCCAGAUAAGACAGGCAUUCGCAUCUAUUAUAGUCCUCCAACAGUGAGGAGAAUGGAGAGGAGGCCAGUCAAGGAAAAGGCUCAGCAGGAGCCCCAGCAUGGAUUUGCGUCAAGGGAUAUAGACAUGAUGGAUGCAUCAGGUCAAACCUCUGAAUCUGCACCCUUAUCAACCACUUCCUCAUUGUCUUAUGAGCAAUGGUUGAGUUCACUUUCACAGCAGCAUAGAGACCUACUUGAGGGACAAACGGGAGGUUCCGCUCCAUUCCAUGGACUGGAGAUUUCAGGCAACCUUAGUGAUGACAUGAAGGAGAUGACCAACUGCGUGCGACAGGCCAUUCGCUCCAGUUCCCAGGAGAGGAAGUGCAGCAAAGAUACUGGGAGUCAAACUGUGGGUGUUUCUAGCACAGGAACGCAAACAGCACAGUUUGUCAGCAUUGGCCUACAAACGGAUGGCCCCAUUCCAACAACUAGAGGCAUUCAAGGGAAAGUGUGGUCUCCUCGUCCAUCCACCUCACUUGCAUCAUCACGGUCCCGACAAAUCUCAUCAUCGCUGGAGAAAGUCCACAGUCGCAUAGAUAGACCCUGUUGCUCACCCAAAUAUGGCUCACCCAAGCUUACCCGUAGGAUCUCCACCUCCUCCUCUAAACUUGAGACCUCCUCCACAUCCUCAAGGGAACGCAGUGUCUGGAAUCUCCAAAACCGCAGUGGAUCACAGAAUGGUUCUGCAUGGGCACGUUCCACCACCACACGUGACAGUCCAGUGCUUAGCGGCCUCAACGAUGGCUUGUCCAGUCUUUUCAGCGUGGUGGAACACUCCGGAAGUGUUGAAUCCUUAUGGAAAGCAGAUCCGUGUCCAGGAAGACAAGCCGCUGGGAAACCCUCCUGUCCUAGCAUAGGAAUUGGUCUGGGAGAAACUGCAGCUCAGAAGCAUGGAAUGGUCCAGGAGUUUUUCCGCAACGUUUGUGGCAGGACAGCACCAAUGGGCACCAUGGACGAACCAAAACUUGAAAGCCUCCCUGGAUCCUUGAUUGGAACAGACAACAUUACGAAGAUCGUCAAUAAGAGGUUUAUGAAAACACAAAGAGAUGAGAUGGUAGCCACUGGAAAGGACGCAAUGAGCAUAAGUUCUAGUACCCUGGAGGAUUCCUUUUGUGACUGUACCUCACAAACCCUCACUACCUGUUUUGCCCGUCACUCCCGCUCUACCACGCGACACACCAAUGGUCAGUGUAGGCACCGUCUGCAAGAGUCAUCAAUCACGACUGAAGAACGAUUUGAUACCAGUAACGAGUGAUGGGGAUGGGGAUGGCUUCUGUUGACGCUUCCCAACAAGUAUACAGAAUACAAAAAAACUAUUAACACUCCCAAAACACUCAGCCUUGCACAUUGCCACACAAACAAACUGCCACAUACGCCAAUACACACAGACACACCUCAAACCAAACACAUACAUAUUACUUCACACCUUUCAAAAUCCACAAAACUUUUUUCAGAACAAGACCUCAGUCUAACCAGCACACUUUAAUGCCAAGGAAGGUGAGGGAGCAUUGACCUCCCCUUUAGGUCCACCAUUCCACUCUCAACCAGCCCGAUUCUCUUUGUUAUUCCAUCAUUCCAGAGUAAGCCAGCCAGUCCUGCCUUUGAAGUCCACUAUCCCAUUCCACAGUCAACCAGCCAGACCUCUCCUUAAACUCUGCCAUUCCACUGUUCUUCAUCCAGCCAACAGAACAGCUUACCUUACCUUACCAUUUCAGUCAACUUGAGACAACUUGACAAAUCCAAGAUGUUACCAGGGAUAAAGUUUCAGUAGAUAUAAAGGGAAAUGCAGCUGAAAGAACCUCAACAUGGCUUUCAGUAAGAGGAAAGGUUACAUCACAACUGCCCAACGACCCAUAUUCCUGCCCUCUGAUAGCUGUAAAAUUGUCCUGUCACCAGCCCUUGAGGGGUUCAACAAGUUCACUAUAAAACUCAGCAUUUCAAACAUCUAAAAUGGACUGCCUUUGCUUUAGAUAGUCUAGAAAAAAGUUUAUUCUUUGGAAGUGUUAUCGUCUAAACACAACGUGGUCUGAAUUUUUUCUUUUCCCAACUGUCCAUUUUCAUUCCACUGACAAUCAUCAAUCAUUGAAGCCUCUUUCAACCACUGUACAAAUUACCUGGGACAACUGUCAUUAUCAAACCAGCCAAAUAUGAAACUUUGAAUCCACUCCUGGACCAGAUCAUAUGAUUGAUUAUACUGAAUUGGGAAUCUGUCCUUUUUAAAGACUUAGUAUGCUGUCUGAAAAUGUCUACGGAGAGCACGUUGGUAGUAGGGAUUUGCACGGAUAGUCGUUAUUCGGUUAACUGUUUGACGCACCUGUAUUCGAAUACCAAAAUUACUAUUUGGUUAUUCCAAGUGCACUAGAGGUAUCCGAGCUCGACGGUACCCAACAAACCUUCGGGUUCUGGGCCAGGUUCGGGUUAGUUUUUCAAGUAUAGGGUGAGUUAGGGGCUGUUCACACGUGUAUUUGCAUGCGUUUGCGCUGUUUUUCCAUAGUUUUUCUAAACACGCUUGACGGACAUCUUGCACUGUUGCGGCAAAUCUCUUUGACCGCUGUGCCCGUUGUUUUUUUGGCAAAGUUUUAGUGCUUGAUAAAUCAAUGUUUUUUCCUUUUUGCUGUGGUGUGCAGACAAUAAUUCCACAAGUUAAAUGUUAAACCAUUUAAAAAUCAAAGCAUCCUGAAGUGGCUAAUAAACCAUAGCAUUGUAACUUCAUGCACAUGACAAUACUAGCGUUUGCCCGGGCAGAGCACAUAUCAGGUUUGGCCUUACACAUAUUUACAUAUUUUCCAUUGUUUAAGAAAAGUAUGCUGCAGGUAGUGACAGUUUGAUUAUUUUUGUUUUACUUUAUUUUGAGGGAUUUUUAUCAUUUGAAGAUCUAUGUAUUGUGCUGUUUAAGCUCAUAGCUUAUUGUGGACUUUAUUCCCUACUAUUUUGAGUAGUGUUUGAUGCAUAUCCAUUCCCGACUCCCAACAAAUAGCUGAAUAACCAUUUGUGAAUCUUCAUGAUAAACUGAAUUUUACAAACGGUUACCGUGCAAAUCCUUAGUUGGUAGCUGUAGAGUAGGAAGAUCAGUUGUUUUGUUUGCUUUGGUACUUUGUACCAUAAGUGUGUGAACAUUAGAGCAUUAACACUGAAAUCUCCAUUCCCUGACUAGGAUAUCCACAUGAAUUUUAAAGUUUAAAGUAAAUUUCUAUGCUUGUCCCCCUCUUCUAUAGAAGACAUUUUGCUGGGUCUGUCUUUCAUAAACUUCUUCUUUAUGUUCAGUGUGUCUACCUCUCCAUUCUCUGCCAUCGUGCUGAAAUAAUCCUAACAGACCUUAGUCAGGGUAGAUGCCUUAUUUGACGUGAAUGAAUAAGAGGCUGUAAGUGAAAUGUUUAAAAUGAUGUACACUCUCUGGACAGGCUUAGAGAAAAAGCUGCUUUUUUCUACAUAUGGUGCUGGGCACACAUUCAUGAGUGCCUCCAUGUUGAGAUCAUUAUGCUGUCUAACUUGACUAAGGUCCAUAAUCCUAUUUUGACUUAUUUCUAGACCCCAUUUGAAAGCCUCAUACUUAGUGACAAAAUACGAAUUACACAGAUAUCAGAUACAUAAACAGAGAUAUGUUUAAGACUGAAACGUUGAAUGGAAAUUGGCCAUAGUUAUAUUUUGAGAUUAGUGAGAUUUAAUCAGAUAAUCCAAAAAUAUAAUCCAUAAUCUGACCGUUUGUUCAUGUAGCUAUGCAGUUAUUGUAAUACGAGUGUGUGCCUCCCUAUAGCUGCCCCUACAUCAGAGUCGAUUCUCGGCGAGUAUAUUUGGUAAAGUGUUUUCUCCAAUCUCCAGUCGGAGUGGUGCUGCAAAAACUAAAGUUUAGUACGUUUUAAGUGCAUUUUUGGGCUUUGAUGACAGCACAUUAGAGGAAACAUAUUUGCAUGCAUCUCUCAAGCAAUAAGGACAUGAUGGCUCAGCUCUUUUAUAAAUAGGGCAUUAGUGGAUAUUCAGAAUAUUAUCACUUUUUCCAAUUGUUCAACGUUUGGCCUUGUCAAAAAAAAAAAAAAAAAAAAAAAGGUCAGCCUGUAAUAUCCCAGUGUCUCCUCUUUAUCCGUCAAAGCCUCGCCAUACAUCCCUCAGCUACCUCUUAACUUAAAACUGUAUCUUAUACUAAGCCCAUUUAUGUUUUAUUUUGAAGGUCACUAGAGUGCCUUUUGUUAUUAAAACAACAGGAUAUCUGUUAGGAGUAAGUCUCUGAGGAACUGCCUAUUGACUGCAAUGAAAUAACAGAUACUGUUAGCUACUGAAUCCGUCCAUUUCUUUAGUAAUACAAAAUAUAAGGCAAAGUCUGUUUUUACAAAAUUAAUUGAAGUGGAAAUCCAGUCUUUGUAUAUUUUUUGAUUAUGGAUGCCAAAAUUCAUUUUAGGGCACACACUUUUAACAUUGAUCACACUUGAAUUGCGAGUAAGAUCUGACAUUAAUGUGAUCAGCCCUACCUUUCUUUAUAAGACAUUUUUAUCCUGUUUCAAUGUUCCAUGAAUUAAGUCUGAUAUUGUAGUUUUGCUCACAGUACAAAUCAGACAAAAGAUGUACCUUUCCUUAAAGUGUCCCUUAACCGGCCAGACAUCAUGUUCAUGUGUCUGAGCUUGGUCAGAUGAUCUCUAAGUUACUCAGACAGGGGGAAUGACCAUAGCUCAGGAGCCAAACUCUGAGUGCUCCCAACCACAGUCUAUUUCAAACCCCACUGAUGGGUUGAGAAAGGAAAAUAGUAAUGUACCCCAAAUUUACGAGAAGAAUGUACAGAAUAUAGUGACAAUUGGACACACUUCUAGAGCAAUUAUUAAACCAUUAACAGCUGUUUUACUACUCCUAUUGUCUUAAGAAACUGCACUGCUCUUUUGUCCUUCGGGUCAUUUUUGACCUGUAAUGCUAAUUAUUGAUUAGUGUUAAAUACCCCCCUUAAUGAAAAUCUGUUUUGUGUUUAGUGUAUAAUGAUCGGGAAAAAAUUUUAUAUAUUGAAUAUUUGUGGAGUAAAAAUCACUUUUAGCAUUUUAUAAUAUAUUAACUAUAUUACAAAAAUUUCUUAUUUAUUUUGCUUGUAGAAAUCAACAGUGUACAUUUUAAAGUUACAAUUUUAGUGCAUGUCUAUUUCACAAAUUAAUCUCUAAUGCCUUUUCCAGCAGUCAAAAUGGGCCCACUUUGAAUGUCCAUUGCAACAAAUCCAUUCCUUUCCACUAAUGUUAAACAUGUUGUUUCAGCGUUACAUGGUUUUAAUGGUUCUUUCUGCCAUAUAAUGUUUAAGGAGAAAAUAACAUCCAACAGGUCUUUUACCAUAGAGGGGCCUUUAGCCCCAUUGUACUGUAUCAUAUAAAAUCAUGUUAGUUAACUUUUUUCUUAUUCCUAACAUAUAACCUGUUCAAAACUGUAACAAAUUUGAGAAAUGUUUAAUAUUUUGGGGUCAAAUUUUAUUUAUAGAUAUACAAAAAAUUAUUUAAAUCUGUAUAACAUUCAGAAAGUCUGAAGGUGAAAGGUGAACUGGUUCUUCCCAUUCUGGUCAGAAUUGACAAUGGAAGACAAUGGAAGGAACAUUUAGGUUGAAAUGUUCUUUUUCGAAAACAAUUAUAUAAUUGUUAUUUUUUUAAUGGUCUUGACAAAGUUACAACAUUUGGUGCAGUUUUUAUAAGAUACUGUAUUCUUUACCUGUCCUGGGACAAAAAUGACCCUAAGACAAUAGGAGGGUUAAAGGUCAUGUUGUUGGUGGUUUUAAAAGUAAUGAGAUGUUUUCAUGGGAGCAGCUCUCUGAUUGGCCUUCCCAUUCACCAUACUGAUCUUCAUUACCCUCAUGUCAUCAUAUCACCCUGUUCUAAUGCCUAGCAAUAUAUAAAACACCUUGUCGCUUAUUGUUGUUAAUACUGUUUGCUAAGUUAUUAUAAAGAGAAUGAGUGUACUGUAUAUUUCUUUUUUCUUUUUUUUUUUUUUUUUGUCUCCAUUUAGAAUCUUGAAUUUUAUGAAAUGAUAAUGUCGACAGAUAUAAAACAAGAAACAAAAACCUUCCUAUAUGUUUUAACUUGAAAUUAAAUAUACUGUACAUAAACAUUUUUUACUCUUUCUAUCCUCGAAUAAGAAACGUUGAAUGUCUCUGCCAACUUUAAGCUUGAAUAAUGUACCUUUCCUCCCCUGAGUAAAAACUUGGGAAGAUUUUGUGUAAAUAGAAACAUUUUGAAGAUAAAAUAAAAGUGCUGAAAAUUU
Messenger RNA from Myxocyprinus asiaticus (Chinese sucker), 10636 nucleotides. It is a transcript of the gene mtcl2, whose product is annotated as suppressor of glucose, autophagy associated 1. The record is from RefSeq and is a predicted model, not a curated record. The transcript has 14 exons. NCBI's taxonomy places the organism in Eukaryota, Metazoa, Chordata, Actinopteri, Cypriniformes, Catostomidae. Bases 342 to 5675 code for a protein of 1777 amino acids. Gene Ontology annotation, biological process: regulation of autophagy.